Anopheles nili is the source of this 1647-nucleotide messenger RNA. RefSeq names its product A-kinase anchor protein 9. The record is from RefSeq and is a predicted model, not a curated record. Lineage: Eukaryota; Metazoa; Arthropoda; Insecta; Diptera; Culicidae. The coding region runs from base 1 to 1647 and encodes 548 amino acids. The transcript has a single exon.
AUGGCAAACCAGGCGUCCGUUCCCGUCUUUUUCGGGCCAGAUGAACAUCUCAGUACCGAGGAACGCAACCUCCAGAAGCACCGCGAACAGGUCGAAAUUACUCGUUGGAAGCACCGAUUUCACAAGAUCGACGCCAUCAAGCCAGGCGAAACUGCUGAGGCAUUUCAAAUUCGCUGUUUAAACAAACGAUUGAUCCAUUUGGAGCGAGAGAAGGCUCAAAGGGAACUUCGGUUGCAAAUCUCCAACGCUCCAGUGCACCUGCGUGAGGCGGAAUCCCAGCGGAAGCACAUUCUACGGCUGCUGCAUGCGACGGAGGAGUACGAUAGGCUGAUAGAAGCCGCCAAGACGGACAUGGGCGAACUGGCGUCCCAAAUAAAGCGUGCAAAUGUCGAGCUGAAAAACGCCACCAAAGCAGUGCCGUCGGAUUUCGUGCACGCCGAGGCGUUGGAAAAAUCGCGCAAGGAGCUGGCCGCGAUGGAAAGCCGGCUGCACAGCUCCCGCACGUUGGAGGGCAAGUUGCACGCACAGAACCGGAAGCGACGGGAAUGUAUCGAAACUAUGCUCGGUGAGCGCAAGCUGUACAACCGGCAGUGGGUCGCGUACGUACAGGAGCUCAAUCGGAACAAGAAAUUUCUCCUCGACAUGAUCGAACGUGCCACGUUGGCGUUCAACCAGGGAGAAGAUCUGUGUCACCGCAUCGAUUCGCUUAAAGCGCAGGAAAAUCGCGACAAGCGAGCCCGAGUGCAGGAGAUGAUAGAGGUCGAACGGUGUAUAGUUGGCACGCGGCAUACCAACGAGUUCCUGCGUACGAAAGGGUUCUGCAGAACGGUCGCCGAGCUGGACGCAAGGUUGGUUCGCAAACGCGCCCUGUUCAAGCGAACGCACCAAGAAAAGAUCCACCGGUUUGGCGGCAUCAUCGACGACACAAGGCAGUACCUGCAGCUGGACGCGAUACAGGAAGUACUUGCGGAGAUAGAGAAGCAGCAGGACAAGUACAUGGCGCUCUUCCGCUACAUGAAUGCGACGAACGCCAAAAUUGAGGAGGCCAAUUCCGUUGCCCGCGACAUGGAAAAGGACAGUGAGCGUUUGCACGAGAGCGAAAGGCGCAAACGGCUGUCGGACGAACGGCACGUGAAGCAGGAAGAGCAACAAUUGCGUGCUGCCCAGCUUCAGAGCGAAGAGCUGCAAGCACAGGUCCUCUGUCAGGAGGAAGAUCUCGAGCUGAAGCUGGCAGUAGUCGAACAAGCCCUAUCACUCGUCGGGUUUGAUCGCGCUAAGAUCGCUCAGCUCAUGGCAGGAUCCAGCAGUGACGAUCGCAGUCAACUAACGCAGCCAAGUCUGUUGAAGGCUUUGGCGGUUGUAGAACGGAAAGUGCUCGAUCUGGUGCAGAUGGUGUCUACCGCAGCACCUGCAGAAGAGGACGGCCCCAUCAGUGCGCUGUACGGAAGCCAACAGUGUGCCGAAUGUGCCGAAGGGCAGGACGUCAAUCAGCACGACGAACGUAUAGUACUUCCGAUGGAACACGGGACGUUGGUGGAGAACGUCCAGAAGCGCAUCACGGCACCAGAGAUGCAGUAUCGGUUACACACGCUGAGCCAAUGCAAAUUGCCACGGUCUCGGAUGCUGGUCAACAAGCGCUACCAGUAA